AUGCGGCGCUGUCGGGGGUUUGCGCGGUGGCCACACCGCUGGCAGGGUCCCCAAAGCUGGCGCUCCCACUUCCCACCCUGGUCCCGAACCCUGGACCCAGCCCCAGCGCGUUGUGUGCGAACACCGCACCGCCCCGGACCCAGCUCCGCCUUGGGGCCCCUCUCUGCCUGCUCCUCCGGGCCCGACUACACUGCUUCCCCUCCGGCGGGCGACUCAGCCCGGUCCAUCGCGGCGGCUUCCAGGGCGGCAGGCUCCGGGGGGAUUGCCGGGGCCGGCUCCAAGGACUGUUCCCCUCCUCCCCACGCCCACUCUGCGGGGGCGGCGGGCGAGAGCGGCGACGUAGGGCCAGGGUCCGGAGCGGUGGAGGCUCCGGGCCGGGGAGCAGGUCGCCCCACCCGGCAACGGGAGGAUGGUGGCGGCGCAGUUGGCUGCUUUGGGGUCUCAAGGCACAGGGGACGCGAGGCACAGAUGUCCCACAACAGCCACUGCCGCUCCAGCAGCUGCUCCGCCGCCGCUACCCGACCCUCCCCGCUGCAGCUGGCGUGA
Nomascus leucogenys (northern white-cheeked gibbon) is the source of this 546-nucleotide messenger RNA. RefSeq lists its product as uncharacterized. Lineage: Eukaryota; Metazoa; Chordata; Mammalia; Primates; Hylobatidae. The record is from RefSeq and is a predicted model, not a curated record.